AAUAGAGGUCAUAGACAACACCGAGCGGUAGGGGUUUAGUUAGUUUCAGCCGUCAAAUAAGACCUUUUCUUUCUGACCCAACCAAGAUGGGUAUUAGCCGUGAUCAUUGGCAUAAACGGAGGGCUACCGGCGGUAAACGAGCGCCGAUCCGUAAGAAGAGGAAGUAUGAGUUAGGUCGCCCGGCUGCCAACACCAAGCUUGGCCCUCAACGUAUUCACUUGGUGCGAGCUCGUGGUGGUAACAUCAAGUAUCGUGCUUUACGUCUAGACACUGGAAACAUUUCCUGGGGAUCAGAAGGAUCCACUCGCAAAACCCGUAUCAUUGAUGUGGUUUACAACGCAUCCAACAAUGAGUUAGUCCGUACCAAAACAUUGGUAAAGAAUGCCAUUGUUGUGGUUGAUGCAACACCAUUCCGGCAGUGGUAUGAGUCUCACUACCUCUUGCCGCUUGGUAGAAAGAAGGGUGCCAAGUUGACUGAAGCUGAAGAAGCUAUUAUCAACAAAAAGCGCAGCAAAAAGACUGCAAAGAAAUAUUUGGCAAGACAGCGCCUCUCAAAGGUUGAAGCUGGUCUUGAGGAGCAAUUCCACACUGGACGUUUAUUAGCAUGCAUAGCAAGUAGGCCAGGCCAGUGCGGCCGAGCCGAUGGUUAUGUACUUGAAGGAAAGGAGUUGGAGUUCUACCUUAGGAAGAUCAAAUCCAAGAGGGCAAAGUAGGGAGAGAUGUAAAAAUAAAUGAAAAAACUAA
Messenger RNA from Melitaea cinxia (Glanville fritillary), 744 nucleotides. RefSeq names its product 40S ribosomal protein S8 (gene RpS8). The transcript is spliced from 6 exons. The coding region runs from base 87 to 713 and encodes 208 amino acids. The record is from RefSeq and is a predicted model, not a curated record. NCBI's taxonomy places the organism in Eukaryota, Metazoa, Arthropoda, Insecta, Lepidoptera, Nymphalidae. Gene Ontology annotation, molecular function: structural constituent of ribosome. Gene Ontology annotation, cellular component: cytosolic small ribosomal subunit; ribosome. Gene Ontology annotation, biological process: maturation of SSU-rRNA from tricistronic rRNA transcript (SSU-rRNA, 5.8S rRNA, LSU-rRNA); translation.